UUCUCUUCCCCACUCCAGAUAAUGGAAUUUGCAGAUGUAAUUCGGAUUCCAAAGCUAGAUAGCGUGUUGCUCCAUCGCCCGUUAUCUUCAGGUCCCAUUGAUGGAACCCUCUGCAUAACAGGGCAUCAUCUGAUCUUCUCAUCAAGGAAGGAAACUGAAGAGGAACUCUGGUUAUUGCAUCGCUGUGUGGAUGCUGUGGAGAAACGUCCAGGACCAAAUGGAGGAACUCUGGUCCUCCGUUGCAAGGAUUUACGUGUCAUUUCCCUGGAAAUUCCUGGAUUGGAGGAGUUCGGUAGUAUUGGGAAUACAAUCGACAUCCUCUCCAACAUUGAGGACACAAGACUUCAUUAUCCAUUCUUCUAUCGUGCAAUGCAUGCCAUCUUAGAAGACGGAUGGAUGGCUUUUCUUUUAGAUUCUGAGUUCCCCAAACUCACUCGACACUCAGAUGACUGGCGAAUUUCAGCUGUCAACAGGGACUUUCAAGUGUGUCCAUCAUAUUCAAGUAUGGUCGUUGUUCCACGUGCGAUAGAAGAUGAGGCCUUGAUUGCAUCUGCGGCAUUCCGUCAAGGUGGCCGAUUCCCUGUCCUCAGCUAUAGGCAUUCCAAUGGAGCUUGCCUGCUUCGCUGCAGCCAGCCAUUGGUAGGUCCCAGUGGGCGGAGAUGCAAAGAGGAUGAGCGCCUCUUGAAUGCUGUCAUUACGCAGACACUCAGAGGAUAUGUUGUGGACACGAGAUCUCAAGCAAGUGCCCAGGCUGCACGAGGGAAAGGUGGAGGCUAUGAGAUGGAAACAUACUAUCCACAGUGGAAGAGAAUUCAUAAACCCCUUGAUCGGAUAUCUUCCCUUCUUGAUUCCCUUGUCAAACUCAUGGAUGCUUGUAAUGACACUGGUUCUAGCAUGGAUAAAUGGCUAUCAAGAUUUGAGAGUUCAGUAUGGCUGUCUCAGAUCCGAGAGGUACUCAAUACAGCCUGUGUUGUUGCACAAUGCCUUGAUCAGGAAGGGGCAUCAGUGGUGGUGCAUGGCACUGAAGGUCUAGACACAACUCUUCAGGUAACCUCAUUGACCCAGCUCCUCUUGGAUCCUGACUGCAGAACUAUUCGAGGGCACUUGUGGAGCGUGAAUGGAUUUUGGGUGGACAUCCAUUCCGAAUGCGUCAUUCUCAUAGCUGCUAUGCCCCCUCAACAUUGCGUUCACGAGGGAAUGCUCCCUUCUUCCUUCUCUUCCUUGAUUGUAUUUGGCAGAUUCAUUCCCAACAUCCCUGCAGCUUCGAAUUCAAUGAGGAUUUCCUUCUCUUCCUCUUUGAGCAUGCCUAUGCCUCACCCUUUGGCACGUACAUUCAUGUGUAACAACGAAGCUGAGCUGGUGGAACUGAGGGUAAAGGAGAGAACAAUGAGUAUCUGGUCACAUGUUAAUCGACCUCAAGUCCUUGAAGGCUUCCUCAACCCACUCUAUGAUCCUAACUGUGCAGUCCUCUGGCCAUCUGUUGCCCCAAUGAGUCUGACGCUUUGGCAAGGGCUGUACCUACGGUGGGUGGUGGACAUGAGCCCAGAAAUGGAGAAGUGGAAGGGGAUAGGAAAACUGAAGGAACGGCAAAUGGAACUGCGCUCUCUGGCCAAUCGCUUACGAUCUCAACUGACUGAACUAGAACGAGAAGCUGUGGAUCUUGAUCUCAUCUCUCCUGGCAAUCCCUCCACCCUUCCAUAA
Darwinula stevensoni is the source of this 1701-nucleotide messenger RNA. The record is from the annotation of a GenBank genome assembly. NCBI's taxonomy places the organism in Eukaryota, Metazoa, Arthropoda, Ostracoda, Podocopida, Darwinulidae.